AAACGCGAGACAGCCGUUAACGAAACACGCGUCUCUGUGAAGCGGCUUUUUAUACCCGAUCAUAGUCUAAUUAAUAAGAGAAAUCGGAUUAAUUUAUUUUUAAAAACAAGUGAAAUCAUAUGCCGCUGAUGAAAAUCCAUAAGUUAGAUUGUGAGAGUUUAGAACUAUACGAUUCAUGAUUCAUUUUAUUUUAUGCCGCUACAGUGAAGCCAGCAUUGACGGUUAAGUUGUGUGUGUGUGUGUGUUAGUGUAUAAAAAAAAAUUUUGGCGUACUGACUCCAUAUACAUGAAAUAUUUCGCUUACAACAUUUAUUUCACUUGAAGAUGUCAAGUCCUACUAAAAUUCAAGCAAGUCCCAAAGGAAUUCGUGAAGGAACAAGAGUUAUUUUACGUGAAAUUACAGCUACUUUGAAUAAUUCUCCACCUUCAAAAUCACACAUGAGUGGCAACGAGACUUUUAAAAAAGCAACACCGGAGCACGAAGUAAAAGUUAAUUUUGCUCGUGAAUUCGCUGAUGCAGAAAGUUAUCCAUCGGCUGUAUGUCCAACGACAGUAAUUACACCAGCUGAAAGUAACAGUAUAUCAACGGCAAGCAGUUUUCAAAGUUUAACAUCAACAUUAAGCACUAAAAGCAGCAGUGGAAUUUGUGUAGACAGUCCGUCAAGAUCAAACGACAACUCAUACAGCAAUUUAAAUGACACUGGAUUAGAUGAUUUGAUAUCAGCUUGCGCGCGAAUUCGUCUUGAAGACACAACAACUUUUAACGCUGAUCAAUCAUUUGGAGAUGUAACAUUUGCAUCAGCAACUGACGAAUUACAAUUAGAUCGGACUGUUAAUAUCACUCGUUCAGGUACAGCAUCACCAGUUCCCGGCAAUGAAACCCAAACAAUUGAUACGCAUGCCAAUGAAACUAAAAUUAUUAGUUCAAAUUCUCCAAGUCCUUGUGAUUUAAACAGUACUUGGAAUUCAAAUGCAAAUGUUUUACCAGCUGAUACACAUAUUGUAAAUAAUGUUGAUAAUAAUCCUGCAUUAAAUACUUCAGCUGAACAAAUUUCUCCAGAGUAUUCAACCGCGACUGAUUUGCAUACACAUUUUUCAAUAAAUCCACCAGUUAAUGCCAUCAAUGACGAACCAGUUGAUUCUUCUCAAUAUCUUGAAGCUCUAGAAUCAAAUCUUACAAAUGAUUCCCAAGUAUUGACAUCACCAAUAUCAAGUGAUUGUUUAAAUGAUAAUAGUGAGUUUAAAAAACCAGUAGCAGUUAAUAAGUCAACGGUAUCAGAGAACGUACUGACUGUCUCAUUUGAACCAUUAGAAUCAGAAAAAUAUAUUGAAACGAAAUUUGAUUUUUUUGUUAGCUCUGCUCCUGCUGUAAAUGAAACACCUUUUGAUACUCUGAAUAAUUUGGAAACUAUCAACUCGCUGGCGAUUGAAACUGGUAAAGAAGAAGUAAUUUCUGAAGGACCGACAACGAAAUCAACUGAAGAAUUUGACACAUUACCGGUGUUGAAUAAUACUGAAAUUAUCGAGUUUGAUAUUCAGGCAAAAACUCCCAAUGAAUUUAUAGAGGAAGCAAAAAAUUUUGAAGAUAAAAUAUCAUUGGAUGUUAAUAAGGAAUCAAAUGAACGUCCAAGUGAUUUAGAUUCAACUUUACUAGUAGAUAGCAUUCAUUUUACUUUAUCUCAUGAGGAUUUACAAGAAGCAUUAGCUAGUGAAGCUGAAGUUAAAGAAGAUAAAAAUAUAACUACUUGUACGGCAACUGAAGGCUUGAAUUUACCAAAUGAUUAUGGUGAUUUUACACCUCAACGUCAAAGUACGACUUUAGUUACUGAUAUUUUUAAAAAAAAUAUAGAAACUGAAGAAUCUUUUAAAAAUAUUGAUAUACCGGAUUCAAAGUACUUUGGUGUUGAAAAUGACACACCAUUAGGUGCGCCAUUGGAUUUUGAAAAGUUAAAAUUAGAAGCUGAAACAAUUGUCAAAGAUAUCCAUAAUACAUCUGCGGAGCUUGAGAAAGAAACAUUUGUUCCUGCAUCACCCGAACUGUUUCGUGAUCCAUCACAAGUUGAUUUCUUUCUGGAGAAAACCGGAAACGGUCGUGGUGACAGAUUAAGAAGUGAUUCGCUCUUUGCUAACUUCGAUCCACUGGUAUUGAAAUCGAGUAUGUUACCACAAGGAAAUGGAGCGAGUCCUCCAGCGUCAAAUGAUGAACAAAAUGGUGAAAAAGAGACAUCGUUGCCUAAUAAUAUAACGCCUAAACGUAAUCCAGCUAUUGCAGCUAUAGAUAGAUUAUUAUUCUACAGUCCAAUGACUCCGGAUAAUAUAAAAAACGUGGAAUCUGAAAAGAUAGAACCCGUUGAAAAAACUGUAUCACCUCCUGUACCUGUCGUUGACUCAGCAAUGGCCGAGGAAUUGGAACUAGUUAGAUCGACUGUUUUACAAUUGGAAGAGCAAUUGGAAAAACAGAAACACAGUUACGAUAAACAGUUGGAUGAAAAAGAUAAAAAAAACAAAUCUUUACAAGACACUAUCAAUCAAUUGCAGAAACAGUUAGCACAGGAAAUAAAAAAUAAAGAUCAGAUUGCUGUUAUUGUCGAUGAACAUGAAAAAUCGAUAAGUCGAUUAGUUGCGGAGAGAGAAAAAAAUCGCAAUGAUAUUGAUGCAGAGAAAGCUUUUCUUCUUGAAGAGCUUGCUGAAACUAAAAAACAUUUAGAGGCAUCUGAAGCGUCGUUCAAUGAUGUUCAUUCUAAAUAUGAAAAAAUGAAACAAGCAAUGAUAUUGUCUAAUAAUAAUGAAGCUACUUUAAGAGAGAGUCUUGAGAAUAAUAUUGAAGUGAUGAAAGGCUUACAGAAUCGCUAUGAACAAAUAAAACUUCACGCUGCAGCACGACUUGAUAAAGCUAAUCAAGAUUUAGAAGUAAUGCGUAAGCAACAUGAGUCAGAAAUAAUAAAAUUACGAGCGAUGUUGAAGAAAGAAGAACUUAAAUGUAAUUCGCUAACAGAAAUGAUCGAUCAAAAGACAAAAGAAAAUAAAGAACUCACGAAAAUCCUCGAUGAAGUUAUCGCGAGGGUUAAUCCAAGUGAUAAGUAAAUAUAAGAUAACGCAAGCAAUUUUUUUUGUUUAUUUUUAUUUGUUAAUUAAUUUUAAUAUUAAUAAAAAUACAGCCAGCUUUUAAUCGGCUGUAAUUUUGUUAAUAUUUACGCGAUAAAAAAUAAAUAAUUAUAUAUAAAGAAAAAAAAAUAAUUAUAAUAUUGUAAUAAUCGCGUUUGUAAGAUUAAUAGGUUAGUUAAGUGUUUUAAUUUUUUACCAUAUAUAUAUAUAUAUUACUUAUAUUAAAAAAAAAAAAACUUAAUUAAGCAUAAACCCAUUCCUUAUAAAUGUAAAUUUAUUGUCUUGAAUAGGAAGGAAGAAAAAAG
This is a messenger RNA of Microplitis demolitor, 3410 nucleotides long. RefSeq lists its product as uncharacterized. Gene Ontology annotation, cellular component: cytoplasm. NCBI's taxonomy places the organism in Eukaryota, Metazoa, Arthropoda, Insecta, Hymenoptera, Braconidae. The transcript has 6 exons. Gene Ontology annotation, biological process: mitotic spindle organization; cell population proliferation. Bases 325 to 3084 code for a protein of 919 amino acids. The record is from RefSeq and is a predicted model, not a curated record.